Marmota flaviventris (yellow-bellied marmot) is the source of this 437-nucleotide messenger RNA. It is a transcript of the gene Ccl16, whose product is annotated as C-C motif chemokine ligand 16. Gene Ontology annotation, biological process: positive regulation of cell migration; positive regulation of GTPase activity; chemokine-mediated signaling pathway. Lineage: Eukaryota; Metazoa; Chordata; Mammalia; Rodentia; Sciuridae. Gene Ontology annotation, cellular component: extracellular region. Gene Ontology annotation, molecular function: chemokine activity; CCR chemokine receptor binding. The record is from RefSeq and is a predicted model, not a curated record.
AUGAAGGUCUCUGUGGCUGCCCUCCUUCUCCUCAUCCUCGCCACCACGUUGGCUUCUUACUUCCAGCCAAGACACCCUGAGGGGUUGAACAUUCAAGCCUCCUGCUGCGUGACAUACUAUGAGAAAACACUGCCACAGAAACUGGUGAAAGGAUACAGAGAGGCCCUCAACUGUCACCUGCCAGCAAUCAUCUUUGUCACCAAGAAGAACCGAGAAGUCUGUGCCAACCCCAAUGACAGCUGGGUCCAAGACUACAUCAAGGAUCCCCAAAUACCUUUGCUGCCUCCCAAGAACUCGGUCUCAGUUAAAAUCAUCAGAACAGAAAAAGGCCAGCCCUAGUUUGGCUCCCAUGAUGAUAAGGCCUCCAUGCAAGCCCAGGUCUGUGGAGGAAGGAGCCCUAUGGUCUGAGGUAGCACAGUCAUAAAGACACAGGUCAA